Molecule: messenger RNA, 198 nt
Organism: Purpureocillium lilacinum
Lineage: Eukaryota; Fungi; Ascomycota; Sordariomycetes; Hypocreales; Ophiocordycipitaceae
Source: RefSeq, a predicted model, not a curated record
AUGCCGCACUGCUGGUGUUGGUCGGACGGUCAGGCACCAAAGGGUAGAUAUUGGUGGGCCACACCCGCUAUAGCCUUGAGGAACCUGACGAAAUGGUACUGGGGAGAGAUCGUUACAGAGGCUCCGUACGGCACUGCUCCAGUCUCAAUUAUGCCAAAGACGAUUAAAUGUUUGAAUAAUGUAGGAGUACUGCUUUGA